Messenger RNA from Acanthosepion pharaonis, 519 nucleotides. The record is from the annotation of a GenBank genome assembly. Lineage: Eukaryota; Metazoa; Mollusca; Cephalopoda; Sepiida; Sepiidae.
AUGUUUAAACUAUUUUGCACUCAAUUAUGUCUGUUAUUAUCUAACAUUCAUAUUGAUGACUUUAACAGUUUUUCUUCCUUGCAGCUGCUUAAAGAUGCUAACAGUGCAGUUCCAAUGACAGCAAAUGAGAAAAAAAGGAUUGAAGUUUUGUUACAAGAUCUUGAUGUAUUUUUCGAUCAUGAUCAAGAUAUUGAGAGUAAUUGUUCUUGGAAUGUCAGUUCCAUGAAUUGCCCACUAGGUGACGGCUUCACUUCCAGCAAUGAGGACAAAGCCCUUCUAAAUCUGAUUGAUAGUAAGCUUAAAUCUUUGAUGUCAGGAGAUGAAUUCAACUCGGUUGCUUCCACCCAAAGAUCAACAAGCACUCAGGGGCCUUAUCCUGCGAGUACUUCUUGUACUUCUUCUUGUGCCCUCCUGAACAUCUUCCUUUAUCUCUCUCCUUUCCCUUGGAGAUCUAGAUCUAUCACGUCUUUCCCUAUAAUCGAACUGUUCCUCUUGCAUACUGUGGUCUUUCUCUUCUAA